Molecule: messenger RNA, 977 nt
Organism: Hordeum vulgare subsp. vulgare (domesticated barley)
Lineage: Eukaryota; Viridiplantae; Streptophyta; Magnoliopsida; Poales; Poaceae
Product: serine/arginine repetitive matrix protein 3-like
Exons: 2
Coding region: 1-693 (230 amino acids)
Source: RefSeq, a predicted model, not a curated record
AUGCUAUGCACAGUGCGACCUCGUCGGGCCCGAGCGCGAGGGACUGGGCGGCGCCAUGGGGCCCCGGCGGGCGCGCCGCGGCGAGCGCGGGGCGCGGGGCGGCGAAGCGCGAGGCGAGGCUGGAGAGGUGCUGCUGGAGGAAGGAGGAGGCGGCGGCGAGGGGGUUGGGGGGCGAGGAGGGGGAGGGGGAGGGGUCGGACAUGGGGGCGGCCGCGAGCGGGAGGAAGGAGGAGGAGGAGUUGGGCGGCGACAUCGGGUUCGGCUGGCCGCUCUCGGUCGCGUCGGCUUCCGUUUACGGGCGCUCUGUCUGGUCUGGUGGUGGCGGCGUGCAGCGCGAGGCCGGUCGAGCCUGAGCCUGAGCACGGGCACGGGCGGGGCCACGAGCCUGAGCGCGUGCGCAACGCGCGUGAGCCCCGCGGCCCGCCGCUCCGGGUCGGACCGCUCGGUGGCCGUGACCACCAGCAGCAGCUGCGGCUGCCGCAGCGGCUCCAGCGCCGGCGGCGAGGGGAGGACAUCGUCAACUCCGUCGGCGAGGGAAUAGAGGUGUUUGUCACGGACAUGAGCCGGACUGAAGACAACAUGCACUUAACCGUCAGUCAGACUAAUAAAAUGCAGUUAACUGAAGGAGUUAGGUCCAAGUCAUUUCUGGCUGUAUCAUGUGCCACUGCCACAUCACGUUUUGGCUGCACCUAGCUAGAAAGAAUCAGAUGGCAUAGCCUUUGUAAAGAGAGGUCAACAAAGUGUGCAGGGAGGCAUGUUCAGAACCGUGUUUAAUUCAUCUAUCAACUUUACCCUUUGCUCUGUCCUUUGAAUCCCAGUAUAUCAUAUACAUGGAUAUCUAAACUAUUUGGUGUGUCACCAUUAGUGAGGAUUGUUACAAUUUGUGUUCGGAAUUGUGCCUGGUAUCGCGAACGUAGACAUGGACACAUGACAUUAGCUAUCAAUCCAUUUGUUUGGUAUUGUACUCUUCUCUCAAA